UUUUUUCUCGUUACAUGCCCAUUUUCUUCCACCGAUUUGUUAAUUGAAAAUUACGAGAAUAUUUAUCGUCUAGAUAUCAAAACUGAAGAAACGAAGAGCAGUUUCAUUUUAGGCUGACAUCUCACAGUCCGCAAUCGACUAUCUCUGUAGCAGCUCUACACUCUGCCACAACUCGCAAGGAUCUUCGAAGCGUACCACCGCAUUGUCACUUUUCGUCGAAUUAUUUGUAUCUUCGUCGUUGAGAAAAAUCGUGCUAGAGCAUCAUGCCAAAGAAUAAAGGAAAGGGAGGUAAAAAUAGGAGAAGAGGAAAGAAUGAGAACGAGACUGAGAAGAGAGAACUGGUGUUCAAGGAAGAUGGACAAGAAUACGCUCAAGUGACAAAAAUGCUGGGCAAUGGUAGGUUAGAGGCCAUGUGUUUCGACGGGGUCAAACGAUUGUGCCACAUCCGAGGCAAACUGCGGAAGAAGGUGUGGAUUAAUCAAGGAGAUAUCAUACUGAUCGGACUGCGAGACUACCAGGAUGCUAAGGCAGAUGUUAUAUUGAAGUACACGUCUGACGAAGCACGUAACUUGAAGACUUAUGGCGAAUUCCCAGAAACUGUGCGUAUCAACGAUACAGUAACCUUUGUGGAAGACGGAUUCGAUGAAGACAUCGAAUUUGGGGAUGAAAUUAGCGAUGAUGAUGAAGAUGAUGUUGACAAUAUCUGAUGACCUGCAGUUUAAUAAUAAAAAAGAUACAUCACGAGAACAUAUAUGGGGACAUCUAUUCGUUUGAAAAAUACAAUUACACGUCAAAGUUUCCUUCUGUCGAGUAGCUCAUCUCACUGUAUGUAUCUACAAAUAAAUCGUCAGUUUAUGGGUAACAUCGUGUUCCAGUUUGAAUAGUUGUUUUUAAUAUUUGUAAAUUUUUAUAGGAGCGUAAAUUCUUUCAAAUAGGGAAAUUACAAAUAUUUAGCAUAUGGAGUUAAAUUUUGCGUACGCGUCAGAUUAAUCAGAUCUACGUUUGUACAUAAUCAAUAUGCAUACCACCUUUAUAUAAUUGUUUUUCUUUGUAUAUUUCUUUUUUAUGUCUUGUAUUAUCUGCCAAUUUGUGAAAUAUACAUAUACAUAUAUUAUUAACUCAGAAAAUGAAAUAUCACUAUAUAUCACUCAAUAAGUACUCUUUUUAUAUGUUGGAAUGUCUCUCGUUAAAAAUUAUCUUUCAGGAAGCGAAGUAACGUACAAUUAGACAUGUCAAAUUUUGAUGAGAUUUUAGAACUUACUAGUAAAUUGCUAAAAUAAUAAAUUAAAUAUUAAAUUAAUAAAAGAUGCAUGAGAAGGAAUAAGUUCUCUGUAACUUUCCCGUCUUGGCGUUCUUUUAUUAUUGUUUCAAUCGGUUAACACAUACGUUGUUAGUAAUAUAGCUAUUCAGUACAACACGUAACGCGUGCCACAUUUAAUUCUUAGGACAUGCGUUUUGUUAUGUAAUUAGUGCAAUUAUUCAAUGCAUAUCCUUCGUUAUAAAAGGAGAUUACAGUGUGCUGCAUUUCGAUAUUAUUUGAUAUUAGCAAAGGCGAAAAUGUGCAAAUUAAUUUGUAUAAUUUUUGUUUCGAUAAAAUCCGAUAAUAUUGUUUAGAUUACAACGUAAAAACGGAACAAUUUGAUUGUGAAUUUGGAUUUUUUUCAUUAAA
Trachymyrmex septentrionalis is the source of this 1669-nucleotide messenger RNA. It is a transcript of the gene eIF1A, whose product is annotated as eukaryotic translation initiation factor 1A, X-chromosomal. The transcript has 5 exons. Gene Ontology annotation, molecular function: translation initiation factor activity; RNA binding. The record is from RefSeq and is a predicted model, not a curated record. Lineage: Eukaryota; Metazoa; Arthropoda; Insecta; Hymenoptera; Formicidae. Gene Ontology annotation, cellular component: cytoplasm. Bases 264 to 707 code for a protein of 147 amino acids. Gene Ontology annotation, biological process: translational initiation.